CACUGACGGGCACUGUUAGGCGGCACUGACGGGCACUGUUAGGCGACACUGACUGGUGGCACUGACUGGCACUGAUGGGUGACAUUGAAAGGAAGCUCAGAUGGGCACUGAUAUGUGGCAAUGAUGUGCACUGGUAUGCACUGAUAUGUGGCAUUGAUGUGGCACUGAUGGGCACUGGCACGUGACACUGAUUGGCACUGGCACGUGGUAUUGAUGAGCACUGACAGGUGGCACUUCUGGGGCCACACUGAUCAUCAGGGCACACUGAUCAUCAGUGGCCUGAUGAUCACUGAUCACAUGAUUGAGCCGACAUCUUCGGCUGUUUCUGUGAUCCGCUGUGUCCGAGGGACACAGCGCAUCGGC
Staurois parvus is the source of this 363-nucleotide messenger RNA. Lineage: Eukaryota; Metazoa; Chordata; Amphibia; Anura; Ranidae. The record is from the annotation of a GenBank genome assembly.